Molecule: messenger RNA, 2136 nt
Organism: Dendronephthya gigantea
Lineage: Eukaryota; Metazoa; Cnidaria; Anthozoa; Malacalcyonacea; Nephtheidae
Exons: 4
Coding region: 1-2136 (711 amino acids)
Molecular function (GO): catalytic activity
Source: RefSeq, a predicted model, not a curated record
AUGCCAGUUACAAGACAAACGACAUAUCACCCUGAUGAAUUUCGAGCAGACAUGAAGGAAGCUAUACAAAGGUUGAACGAAACCGAUGGUGAAGAUUGCGUUAAAGAGGUAGUUCAGUUUGUUGAGGAAAAGCUGCAUCUAAACAUCAUUCACAAGGAAAUUGAUCGCGCACAUCGUCUUGGCCCAAAGAUUUCAACCCAGUCAAGACCGCUAAUUGUUAAAUUUAAAUCAUACAGUACAAAGGCCGCAAUUUGUAAACGACGAAAAGAUCUGAAAGGCACACAGUUUUAUCUAAAUGAAGACCUGACCAAGUACAACGUCAGUUUGUUCAAAUACGCUUCUGAACAUAACACUUAUAUUAAAUCUGUCUGGACGACGGAUGAUAAGAGUUUUGAUCUAUUUGCGGUAUCUGAAACUUGGCUCCACAAUAACAGUUCUGACGAACAUUUGCACAUUCCAGGCUAUUACUCUAUCAUUAGAAAAGACAGGUCUGGUAUGCGUGGUGGCGGUGUAGCUUUGUAUAUAGCACAAUCACUUGCAUUCAAAAGACAGAAUGACCUGGAAAAUAUAGAUUUAGACUUACUUUGGGUUGAAAUUAAAAUGAAUGGAGUAACUUUGUUGUGUGGGGUGUGUUAUAGACCACCUAAUAACUCUCUGGAAGAAACCACAUUUUUCUUGGACGCCCUCCAGACAGUUAUUGAUAAAAUCCGAUUAAACCAACAUUUACCUAUGAUGAUUGUAGGCGAUCUAAAUGCCCAUUAUGACCGAAAUAAAUUACUAAGUACCACGUUUGGUAACCGUUUUUAUCAAUGGCUCGAGUGCAAUGCCCUGUCUCAGAUAAUCGAUGAACCAACUCGUGUGACAUACAACACAGCCACAAUAUUAGACGUUAUAAUUACUAAUUGCCCUAGAUAUUUUGUGCAUCAAGGAACGUUUAGUCCACCCACGAACUGCGAUCAUUCCUACAUCUACGCAAAAAUGAGUUUUACACAUUCUAAACCAAAAGCUUUCAAAAGACACAUAUGGGAUUUUGCCAACAUUAACAUGACAAUGCUAAAUGAGGAUCUUUCGAAUAUCAAUUGGGAAAAUUGUAUUAGAGAUUCUACUCAGAUUGAUAAUGUUUAUGGAAAUUGGUUUCGGCAUUUUCGAUUUAUAAUUGAUAAUUACAUCCCAAAUAAAAUAGUUGUAAUACGACCUCGGGAUAAACCUUGGAUGAUAUCGGCGGUACGAACUGCAAUUCGAAAAAGAAACAGAUUAUUAAAACAAUUUAGUAAAAGGAAAACUGACUUCCUUUGGCGCCGUUACAAAAAUCAGAGAAAUUAUACAAUGUGGUUAAUCCGUGAAGCUAAAACUUCGUAUUAUCGUAAACUAAAUAAUAAAUUAUCAGAUCCCUCGUUAGGUCCAAAGAAGUGGUGGAGUUAUAUUAAAUCCACUCUUAAUCAUAAAAAUAAUUAUACAUCUAUACCACCUAUUAGAAAGGGCGCUGAGUUUGUUUUUCACCCGAAAGAAAAAGCGGACUUAUUCAAUGAUUACUUUGUUAAUCAGUCUAGAAUUAACGAUAGUAAUUGUCAGUUACCGUUAUUAACUUAUUUCCAGUCUGAUAAAACAUUAUCAAUAAUUCAUACAACAGAACAAGAAGUUCUGAUGUUACUGGAGAGGGUCGAUAUUACAAAAGCUUGUGGUCCUGACGGUAUUGGAAACAAGAUCCUCAAACUAUGCAGUAGUGGCAUUCAUAAAUCAUUUACAAAUUUUCUUAAUCUAAGCUUUCAAAAAGGAGAAUAUCCUACUGAAUGGAAAAGAGCUAAUGUCAGUCCUAUAUACCAAAAAGACGACAGCCAAUAUAAAGAGAAUUACCGUCCCAUAUCUCUUCUUCCAUCUAUUUCAAAAAUAUCAGAAAAAAUCGUAUUUGCAAGGCUGUAUGAAUUUUUAUUAGAAAUACAUUUCCUUAGCGAUUUUCAGUCUGGAUUCGGACCUGGGGAUAGUACUGUUAACCAAUUAACCUAUAUUGUUCAUGUAAUUUACCAAGCCUUGGAUAUGGGGAAAGAAGUACGUAUGGUUUUUCUUGAUUUCACUAAAGCAUUUGAUCGGACCGAAAACAAAGAGUUGUUAUCGAUGGGCAGACUUCAGGUUGGUUAA